UGAUGAGUUGUGAGACAGGCCCUGGGUCCUAAGCAGCCCCAGGAGACAGCGCGCAGUUCAUUUGUUUAAAUUUGCAGCUGACGGCUGCCACCUCUCUAUAGGGACCAGGCAGAGAAGCUCUCAACAUCAGGCACUGGCCAGACCGGUGACGGACAGCUACAAACCAUGAACUACCCCCUAACCCUGGACAUGGAAUUCACGAACUACAACCUGGAGAACCUGUACAUGGAAUUAGGCUACAAUGACAGCACAGAGACCCCCAAGAUGGAAAAUCAUCUCUGCUCCACAGCUGAGGGGCCCCUGCUGACCUCCUUCAAGGCCGUGUUCAUGCCCGUGGCCUAUGGCCUCAUCUUCCUCCUGGGUAUGCUGGGCAACAUCCUGGUGCUGGUGAUUCUGGAGCGGCACCGGCAAACGCGCAGCUCCACCGAGACCUUCCUGUUCCACCUGGCGGUGGCCGACCUCCUGCUGGUCUUCAUCCUGCCCUUUGCUGUGGCCGAGGGCUCCGUGGGCUGGGUCCUGGGCAACUUCCUCUGCAAGACUGUGAUAGCCCUGCACAAGAUCAACUUCUACUGCAGCAGCCUGCUCCUGGCCUGCAUCGCUGUGGACCGCUACCUGGCCAUCGUCCACGCUGUCCACGCCUACCGCCACCGCCGCCUCCUCUCCAUCCAUAUCACCUGUGCAACCAUCUGGCUGGCCGGCUUCUUCUUCACCUUGCCAGAGAUCCUCUUCGCCAAGGUCAGCCAGCCCUUUCACAACGACUCUCAGCCGCGAUGCACCUUCUCCCAAGAGAACCAAGCGGAGACCAAUGCCUGGUUCACCUCCCGCUUUCUCUACCACAUCGGAGGAUUCCUGCUGCCAAUGCUGGUGAUGAGCUGGUGUUACGUAGGGGUGGUGCACAGGCUGUGCCAGGCCCAGCGGCGCCCUCAGCGGCAGAAGGCAGUCAGGGUGGCCAUCCUAGUGACCAGCGUCUUCUUUCUCUGCUGGUCACCCUACCACAUUGUUAUCUUCCUGGACACUCUGGCGAGGCUGAAAGCCUUGGGCAAUAGCUGCGAGCUGAAUGGCUAUCUCUCCGUGGCCAUCACCAUAAGCGAGUUCCUGGGCCUGGCCCACUGCUGCCUCAAUCCCAUGCUCUACACAUUCGCUGGCGUGAAGUUCCGCAGCGACCUGUCACGGCUUCUGACCAAGCUGGGCUGCGCCGGCCCUGCCUCCCUUUGCCAGAUCUUCCCUAGUUGGCGCAAGAGCAGUCUCUCAGAGUCAGAGAACGCCACCUCCCUCACCACCUUCUAGGGCCCAACCCCCUACCCCUGCCGCCUUGUCUCUGCUUUCCUCGGAGCAGGCAGUGAUGCUGGAACUCCUUCCGACAGAAGCUGGGAUCCUAAGAGCUCACCUGGCCAGUGUCCUCACAUGGGGCAGCUGGAGGAACCAGCCCCUCUUUCCAGGAGAUCCCUGCCAGCUCUUCUCCCAGCCCCGGGCCCAGGCUGGGGUCCAGGGAGGGGAAAGCAGCCCAAAGGCAAAGCAAAGGAUACCAGCGCCCGUCUGCGUCGCCUCGGCCGGGAGGACCGCACUCACCUUCUCUGUCCUAACCAUCCAAAGUUCAAGAAACAACUUUUACAUCUGCCCCUGCUAAUAGGGAAAGUCAUUCCCCUUCCAGAAUAUACUCCAUCGUCUUACAGACCACCUACCUCCACAACCACCCACCUCUCCUGCCAAAAGAAGCUAGAAGCUGAGCACCAGGGCAUGGAUGGAGGUUAAGGCUGAGGAAAGGCCAACUGGCAGCAGCGUGUGGCCUUCAUCCAUCUCAGUGCCUAAUAAGCACAGACAUUCUUCCAGGCCCCCAGCCCAGCAGGAAGCAGGAAGCUCAGACGGACCCAGUCCCGGUAGCUGCCCCUGGCUCUGACUGAAAUGGCACUGGGCCCAGCCCCACGGCACUGGGCCCUGGAGGUCUGUAGACUGCGGGCAGACUCUAGGCGCCCUCAGGGACCAGCCAGCAUCCCAGGGAAGACCAAGGCCAGCCGCGAGGAGCCCAGCAAAGGCAAGGAACGUGCUCCUCCCCCAGCUCCAAGGAGAAGCAGGAUAAACCGAAGCCAGCUAUCUUCUCUGCCCGGGGCAGAGAGCUCCCAGGGCGGGCCAGGGCUGCAGGGUCCAGGGCCCUGGUGGCUCUGGGCACAGAUGGGGAAGGAGGCAGAUUCAUUCCUCCUUGCCCGCAUCCCCCAAAACUCUUAGAGCCCUAGAAAGGAUCCAACCACAGCAGAGGGAGCACUUAGCCAAGAGUCAGAGCAGAAAUGGAGAGCCUCGAGGAGAGAGACAGACCGAGGGGGGCCCUGGGGGGGCUCUGGGGUCACCUCAUUCAGUCCCCCGCCUGCAGGCCAGGCCAUCUCUCUGGGCUUCCACAAGAGCCACACAGCCUCCCCUUGGGCUGGGCAAUGUGACAAGCAGGCCUGGGCAGGGAAGUCCCCAGGCUCCAGGAAGCCGGGCCCUGCCUGAGAGGGUACUACUCAGAUGGAACCAGAGGAAGCUGCUCCGCGCCCGCUGAGCCUGCCCCCUGCCUGGGGAGGGCUCUCCCUCCCCUCCUCCCCAGCCUCUGGUCUGGCCAGAGGGGGACUUCAGGGACCCCUGCACUUGCUGAGGGCACCCAUCAGGUGCCCAGUCCCUUCAAGCCUGUCAGCCAAGCUCCCUAGAAGGCCCCCGGGGCCAGAGCUGGGACCUGGGGGCCUGUCUUCACCCUGGAACGGUGGGGAAGCCCUGGGGCUCCCUUUCCCUCCCAGCAUCCAAGAGUAAGCUGGGCUGUGGAGAAGCCAGACACCAAAGCAAGAAAGCAAGAAGCUGGAUUUUUAAUUUUCUCUUUUUAAUAAAAAGGCACCUAUAAAACAGGUCAAUACAGUACAGGCAGCACAGAGACCCCCGGAACAAGCCUAAAAAUUGUUUCAAAAUAAAAACCAAGAAGAUGUCUUCA
Molecule: messenger RNA, 2953 nt
Organism: Sus scrofa (pig)
Lineage: Eukaryota; Metazoa; Chordata; Mammalia; Artiodactyla; Suidae
Gene: CXCR5
Product: C-X-C motif chemokine receptor 5
Biological process (GO): calcium-mediated signaling; immune response; positive regulation of cytosolic calcium ion concentration
Cellular component (GO): membrane; external side of plasma membrane
Molecular function (GO): C-C chemokine receptor activity; C-X-C chemokine receptor activity; C-C chemokine binding
Source: RefSeq, a predicted model, not a curated record